Molecule: messenger RNA, 1557 nt
Organism: Anthostomella pinea
Lineage: Eukaryota; Fungi; Ascomycota; Sordariomycetes; Xylariales; Xylariaceae
Source: the annotation of a GenBank genome assembly
AUGACUACGACCGCCGGCGCAAGCCUCGCUCAUGACCCUUCAGCUGGCGACAUGUACGACCCGGAUGAGGUAUUCCCACAGAACAGUCCCUUGAUGAAACCCUACCGCCCCAAGCUCGAACCUUCGCCCUCCCCGCCGGCUGUGACUCUUCCUCAAGUCAGUCUUUCUCUCAGUCCUGGUCGAAAGUCUUCUAACGGUCGACGCAAGAUCCAGCCCAGCCGAGGCGAUGCCGUUCUGAUCUAUCACCUCGAUGGUGGAAAGCACCCAGAGAUCGCCACCGAAGCUGGGUUCCGACCUCUAACCCACGCCCACUCCGAAGACGGCGAAGACCAGUGCGGCAGUGACACGGAAGAUACCUUCGAUGACUCGGGGGAUGAGGAGGAGGAUAUCAGAAGCAAUGAAAUGUCGCCCGUUCCUGCGCCAGCGCCACGCCCUGCCAAAACUGUCGCCAAGUUAUCCGGGCCGGGUCUGAUAGACUUGCGAUUCUUGGCGGCGAGCGCGACGAAUGCGCUCGCCGCCGCCGCCAACAGUGUUGUCUCGGAGCCGACAGACGCAGAAGAACCCCGGAGGCUGAGCGUUGACGCGCGGGUUGCGAGAAGAGCAGGGCCGCUGGAGAGUUUGGUGGUGAAUGGGACAAGAGAAGAAGAUGUCACGAUGAAGGAUACAAUGAGACCUGUGCUAGCUGCGCCCAUAUCACCUUAUCCGUCACAGGGUUCACAAGAGCUGUAUUCUCCUCGACAACAUCCUCUGGGGCAGGUCCUGAUGCAUCCAAACGAUGUCAGGUCGCCAACUAGCCUAACGCCGGGCGGUCAUGGGGACUUACCACCAAUUCAAGUCGCCUCUCCCCAGUCUGAUACGGCCAGCCAUGACACUCUCCCUCCCAUAAGAUCGCACUUGUUCGAACAACUCAGCGGUCCAGCGAAGGAUAUAGCCAUGCGCAAUGGAACUCAGUUCCCCCAUUCACCACCAGCUGGCCCGCCACGCAUGGGGGGGUUGCCUAUAGGUCAUUCAUCACCACCGAUAUCGCCAAACGAGGUUUAUCGACAUAGCAUGCCCUCUCCAGCUCAAACCAUUCCCGGCAUCAUGAGUCCAUACUACUAUUCCAGCGCUAGCAGCACAAGCCAUCACCGCUCUGGGCCAGAUUAUAGUAGCAGCAAUACCGAGACGCCAAAUACCGAAGUGUUAACCCCAGCUACUUCGAUCACGGACAGGAUGAGUAUCGACAACAUGACGAAUCCACAGGUUGGCCAGUUUAUCUGCACGUUCCACGGGUGUAAUGCGCAACCCUUCCAAACACAGUACCUACUAAACUCACACGCAAACGUACAUUCCUCUGCGCGACCGCAUUACUGUUCUGUGAGAGGAUGCCCGCGGAGCGAGGGCGGCAAAGGCUUCAAGCGCAAGAACGAGAUGAUUCGACAUGGCCUCGUCCACGAUUCACCAGGUUACGUGUGCCCGUUCUGUCCAGAUCGAGAGCACAAAUAUCCGAGGCCGGAUAAUCUGCAACGGUACGUACGACAUUGGUUCUUGGGACUACUAAAUGUCCGCCGGACAUAG